Molecule: messenger RNA, 6717 nt
Organism: Lymnaea stagnalis (great pond snail)
Lineage: Eukaryota; Metazoa; Mollusca; Gastropoda; Lymnaeidae
Source: the annotation of a GenBank genome assembly
CCUCGACGGCAAGACUUUUUCAGUGUCGUUCAGGUGUUCAUUGAAGUGUUGAUCCCAAGGGUUGAUCCCAAGUGUUGAUUCGGAAUUGUUGUUUAGUAUUAAGUGAUCAAAAAAAACUCUGCAACUGUAAAAGGUAAUAUCUCAAGUCACAAUCAUAUUUUGAAAGCUAGUCAUACUUGUUUAAAUGAAUUAAUUGAUUUAUAUUUCUUAAAUUAGUCAUGCAUGUUUAAACAGAUAAUCAAUAUAUAUGUUUCAAUAUUUCUAAAAUACCAUACAAGAUUAAAUACGUUAAAAAAGUGUGGGGGGGGGGGGUGGCUGCUAAUUAAUUACAAAGAGACGUGAAGGAACGUUAAAAUUGGAAACCUAAUUUUCUGGGUCUUCCCGACCCCCUCCCCCUCCCCCCCCCCCCUCCUGGCUUGUAAAAAAAAAGUGGGGGGGGGGGGGGGUGGCUGCUAAUUAAUUACAAAGAGACGUGAAGGAACGUUAAAAUUGGAAACCUAAUUUUCUGGGUCUUCCCGACCCCCUCCCCCUCCCCCUCCCCCCUCCUGGCUUGUAAAAAUAAUUCGGGAUGAAGUUUCUUUGUUUAUCAAACUCCUUAUAUAUGUUCGAGUCCAGUGCGUGGCCCAAUGCAUUCUGGUGACAUCGAUAUCUUGUAUUUUUGGUUGUUGUGUUGUGUUGUUGCUCUUACAACUGAAUCAACUUCCUGCCGCAGCAAAACCCAAAGUAAACACUGACCACUUUUCUCUUUGUCCAAUUAUUUUUUGUAAUUUUUUAAUUUAAUUUUUUCUAAAAUCUUGAUUAGAGGAAAAUCUUGACAUUUCUUUAUUUCCAGGCUACAAUUGGUCAUGUCAGCUGAAACAGUCAAAGCCACGGUUGUCUACCUGCUAGCCGCGUGUUUUUCUGUCUGUGCCGCCGGAAACAGCGGCAAUAGUUAUGUACUCCCUAACAAUUACUUCUACGCACCCAAUCAGGGCAACGCCAUACAAGAUCCAUAUUUGAGAACCCUUGACAACUUCCUGUCUAUGAUUUCAUUUGAAAGCCAGGACCAAUGCAUAGAGAUCAUGUGCGCCCCUCUACCAAGCAAAGAUAGUUAUAGAACACCCGUUGUUUUCCGUAAAGUCGAGAACUCUAAUGACGUCCCCAGAUAUUUUCCAGGUCAGUCUCAACAAAACUUGUAUCCGUUUGGACAAUUCGACGAGCUGCAACGUGCCCUGGGGGAGAACUCAAAAUUUGUACGAGAUGAGAGGGGGAACAUACUAGGCGUUGCCGCAAGUAAUCCAUAUUACCAGGCCAAAGAUCAAGGACAAAGUGGUUAUUACAGUAAUAAUGACUCACAACCGAGACCAGUACAGCCAGUCUUUCCAGCCAAUUCAGACGUCUGCUGUACCACGUGAGAUUUACUGAUUGCUUUUUUUUUUCUUUCUAGCUUGUGUCGUCUUGUGGUCAUUGAGUGUCCUUUAAAAUAUGUUGACCCCACGUCCUAAUAAGUGUUGUUUGACUGUGCUAUCAUGUUUCUGUGGUCCCCAUGUUUUAGUAAAAGUUUCUCUAGGAUUAGUGUAUUCUUGGGGACCGGGGUCUUAAAUUAAAUCUAGCUUUUGUGCAGUAUCACAUUUACAAGGAAUUAUUGGAAACAAGGUGCGGGGAAACCCGAAAAGCUGGCCGCAAGAAAACAAGAAACAGAGACUAACAUAGAAAUACAAAUGAAAAGUUGGCUGAAAUGUUGAGUCCGAGAGGACAGCACAAAGAAUAAAGUGUCACAGUUUAGCUUUCAAAGUUUGCAAUAUAAUCUACUAGCCAAUAGGACCAACAAGCCAAUAGAAACUUCUAGCCAAUAUAACCUACUAGUCAAUAUAACCUACUAGCCUGUUGCACACUGUCAUCUAUUGUGAGAAACUAAUCUCUUAUUUUAAUUGUAUGGCUCGUUCGAAACAGUGCCUAACAAAGGACGAGGCCAUAGAGAAAUACAAUAGCAAAAAUGCGACACUCAAAACAGUACUAAUUAAUUACAAUUAAUGAGAUUUAUUUAAGUAUUAAUAUAAUUACAAAACAAAAGAAAUAUAAUUGCAAUCAUCAACUUACAGAGUGGUAUGUCUUGUACCGGUACACAGUUAGUACAAUGUGCCAAUUAAAAGUGUACAAUGAUGAAUGCGAAUAAACACAGAUAAUAAUACACUUUGAUUCUUGGAGACCAUCUUAUUCAAAAAUGUCAAACGUUUGUGAUCAGUAAAAACAAGUACUGAAUGUAGAGAACAAAUGGCAUAAAAAUCAAAUUGUUGGAGAGCAAGAAUUAAACCUAAACAUUCUUUCUCUACUGUAGAAAAGUUUUUCUGAUGUGAGUUAAAUUUCUUUGAGAAAUAAGAGACAGGAUGAUUUACACCGUGGUCAUCUUCUUGAAAAAGAACUGCACCAAUGGCAACGUCACUGGCAUCUAUAGCUAAUUUAAAUUGUUUGUUAAAGUCUGGUGCAAUUAGGACAGGAGCAUUAGCUAGUAUAUUUUUAAUGUUUUCGAAUGCUUCCUGACAAGCAUCUGACCAAUGAAAUUUUGCAUUUUUCUUUAACAUAUUAUUUAAGGGAGAAGCAAUAACUGAGAAAUUUUUGCAAAAUUUUCUAUAGUAAACUGAAAUUCUAAAAAAUCUCAUUAACUGUUUUCUAGUAGUGGGUGGUGGAAGUGAUACAAUAGCAUUUAUCUUAACUUGAACAGGCUUUACAUGACCUUGACCCACUAUGUGACCUAAAUAUUCCAAAGUUGCAUGACAAAAUUCACACUUAUUUAAGUUUACAGUUACAUUUGCCUGCAAAAAACUGUUAAACAGAGAUCUCAACUUAUUUACAUGAUUUGAAAAAUCUUGACUGUUAAUAAUUACAUCAUCAAUAUAGGCGCUGCAAUUUUCCUGGUCAGCAAUAAUGUUAUUUUCUAGACGUUGGAAUGUAGCUGGGGCAUUUUUCAUUCCAAACGGCAUUACUUUAUAUUGGUAUAAACCAUCUAGAGUGCAGAAAGCAGGGAUUUCUUUUGCUCUGUCAGAUAGAGUAACCUGCCAAUACCCUGAUAGUAGGUCUAUCUUGGUUAAAUAUUUGACAUCGCCUUUUCGAUCUAUAAGAUCGUCUAUCCUUGGAAUUGGAAAGGAAUCAGACUUUGUAAACAUAAGUCAUUUAUCUGUUAAACAAUCUCAGCCAGUCCUUACCCGUUUUUUACUCUACUCAGCUGACCCCGACGCACUUGGUGGUAUUGUUAAACACGCAAAGCCUUAGCUUCAUACGUAGAAGGUGAAGAAUAAAAUGGAUUUAUGCAUUAACUUCUUCAGAGCAACCUUUCCGUUGAAGUUUCCGGUUUUCCGAAUAAAGUUAUCCGAACCACCCUUGGUAAAUUUAUAUAUAUAUAUAAUAUACAUAUAUAUUAGUUUGGAUAAUCGGCCUUCUUAUAUAUUUUCUAUUACAUUUUUCCUUUAAAUUUUCUAUUCACUAUCAUAUCUAGUCGGACACUAGUUGCUGGAUAACCGAGUAGACUAAACAGAGUCAAUAUAAACAAAAGUACCAGCAUUCCGGGUCGAUGGGACCCGUUAACCUUGGAAGGCAACUCAUCUAAGAGAAGGCGAACUCUAACACUAAGCCCGGAGAAGGAGUCGCGUAGGCAUUAAGACAAUAAAAUUGACACAAUGAAAACUCCGACAACCCCUGCUGUGUCAUCGAAACAUGAUGUCUCCGUGUUUCAUUGACAUAUGAUGUCUCUUUGUGUCGUCGACACAUGAUGUCUCCUUGUGUCAUCGACACAGGACGUCUCCUUGUGUCAUCGACACGUGAUGUCUCCUUGUGUCAUCCACACAUGAUGUCUCCUUGUGUCAUCGACACAUGUCUCCUUGUGUCAUCGACACAUGAUCUCUCCUUGUGUCAUCGACACAUGAUUUCUCCUUGUAUCAUCGACACAUGAUGCCUCCUUGUGUUAUCCAGGUGCGUGGAGAGAUGUCAUUUGUUAUCUAGGGUAAUGGUCCCCAAAUGGCGGUCCGUGGACCUUCACCGGUCCGCAUGCCUAACGGUGCCGUUCCCCAUAACAUAAAUAUUUCUUGUCAAAUAGAAAUAAAAGUAUACAAAUAAAUCACGAACCGGUCCAUGGUAAAAUUUCGAAACUUGUUCACCGUUCCGCCAAACUUAAACGUUUGGGAACCACUGAUCUAGGGAACCAGCGUAUCCUUCUUCUAUAUCUUAAGGGCCCACGAUCAAUGUAUUGAUCAUUCUGGCUCCUAUGCGUGUAAAGGAGUUUAGCAAUGUUUCUGUGCCUGGUGUUGAUGAGGAUAUUUCCCUGGUUGCAAGGGCUACUUAGUGAGGGUAUCAUGCACUGGGGGUCGGAAGGCUUGGGGCAAUAGACACAAAUGUGUCUAGUGUUGUCGCCUCAACUGGUCCUUUUGAAAGCUCGUUCCAGUCCUUGAUUGGCAGGAAUGAGCCUAAAGAAAAAUUCCAAGCCUUAUGAUUUCAUCCUCUAAGUCUAAUUCCUCGACAUAUUGUGACAGACGGAUGCCAAAAUUAUAAUCUAGUGUAUAUGUACAAGAAUAUAUGCUCUGGUAUAUAUGGUCUAGUGCGUAUUAACUAAAAUAUAUGUUCAUUGAAUAUGUCCUAGUGUAUAUGUACUAGUGUAUGUGUUCUAUUGUAUAUUAUUAUGUUGUAUUUGUAUGUGUGCUGGUGUCAAUCUAUCUGUUGUAUGGUAUAAUAGUAUGUUCCAGAUAUGUCUAAGUGUAUGGCAUCGUGUAUAUUAUGUCAUAAGGUAUAUGUCCUAGUGUAUAUGUCCUAGUGUAUAUGUCCUAGUGUAUAUUUCCUAGUGUAUAUGUCAUAGUGCAUAUGUCAUAGUGCUUAUGUCAUAGUGCAUAUGUUAUACUAUAUGUAUAUUGCGUGUAUAAUAUUAUGUUCUAGCGUUUAUGUCCCAGCGUAUAUGUCAUAGAGUACAUGUUCUAGUCUAUAAUAAAUCAUGAAAAUGGUGCAGCUGGGAAUAAAUAAACACAUCAGCCGACAACCCACGAUCAAAAGUGUUUGGUAAACGUCAUCAAUAUUAAUUGUUUGAGCGUGUGUGUGUGUGUGUGUGAGUGUGUAUCUGCGUGUGAGUGUCUGCGUGUGUGUAUCUGCUUGUGUAUCUCCGUGUGUACGUUCCUCUGUGUGUGUUUAGUUGUGUUUACGAUAUUGAGCCUUGAAAAGAGAACUAUGGUUUUGCUAUUCUUUGUUAUAUCGUAUCUUGUUUCGUAUGGUCUCUCCGCUCACACUUUUUGUUAGAUAUUUCAAUUUGACUACUGAAGAUUGUAAUUUCAUUUAAUUAUUUAGUUCUACAAUGCUAAACAUGAACUGUCUGUAUUCAUAUAAGUAUUUACCACUCUUGCGUCCAUAAAGUUAUUAAUUUUUCUGACAUUAACAUUUUAUGCAUUUGACGAUGCAAAAUAAAAAUGUUGUCAUAAGUCCAUGCUAUAUAUCGCAAUGUGUUGUUUCAAAACUCUCAACAGAGAAGAAGCCUAUUUCAUCAACUCGACGCUGACCGAUAUCUUUGGUGUCCGGCGUGUCAUAGCCCAGGACUGGCAGAGGGGAUCACUGCAGUUUAUUCGUCACGGAUUUUGUGGGUCAGUCACCAAGUCCUUUGAGCUAUACACAAAAUACCCUUAAAAUUCUUUUACAUGAAAACAGUUGAACUGUUGUAUUUUUAAAUCCAUUUUAUUACCUUCGCCUUGAGUCGUGGCUGGCAGAUUGGCGGACAAUCAAAAUCUUCAGGGGGCUAAUUGACCCUUUCCCCGUCAAACUAUCGAGCUAAAAUUUAGUACUUAGACUCGUUGCCGAUGACAACACUUUCUAUUAAAGUUUCUGCCCCAACCCCCAAAAUAUUUUUUUCCGGUUUUUCAAGGGGAAGAUGAAAGGAGUAUAAUGAAACUGAUUUCAGGAAAUAAAAUUCCCGAGGACUGGGCAACUUGAGGUUCUUUAAGACAUCACCAGUGGGUUGUGUAAUACUUCCUAUUGGUUUAAAAUGAAAUCGUUGCUGAAAUAAAUCUACGGUGUGAAAGUGGGGGUGGGGGUCAUUAGAAUAUAAUUAUUGUUCAGGGCGUAAAAAAAUUGUGCUGUUGAGGGCCCGGGGGGGAGGGGGGGGCACUAAUUUGGAUUCUUUUAAAGUGCGUUACGUGUAUGCAUGUUUUGUGAAAUUUUCAGCACGCCCCACCCCCCCACCCCCCCCCCCCCCCCCCCCCCCCCCCCCCCAGGGGCGGGGGGGGGGGGGGGGGGCACUAAUUUGGAUUCUUUUAAAGUGCGUUACGUGUAUGCAUGUUUUGUGAAAUUUUCAGCACGCCCCACCCCCCAUCCCCCACCCCCACCCCGCCCCCACCCCGCCCUUUACACACUGUUCGAUAUUACAAUUUAUAAAGGAUUUAUAGGCAACGCUUUGUUUUUUUAGGGCUGUUUUAAUUAUUUAUUUAUGUUUUGUGACGACUUUUAAACACAGUUUUAUUUUAUUUUUUUAAUUCAAAUGUAAUAUUAGAAUUCACGGCUGAUGUAAUGAUUCAUGUAAUAUCAUAAAGAUAGAUGUAAUGAUUCAUGUAAUAUGAGUGUUAUAUAAUAAUAGGGUAAUAACCCAUUGCGUCACAUCCGUAUCACUCUCUUCAACGAAUGUUUCAUCCCACAGGACGAGAGGCGUGUGUCCAGGGGAAUGUAUACAAAUAUUUGUUAACACGCCACUGAUCAUCUCCCCUCCUGACCCUGGCC